This is a messenger RNA of Grosmannia clavigera kw1407, 5334 nucleotides long. Its product is annotated as sister chromatid cohesion and DNA repair protein. The coding region runs from base 1 to 5334 and encodes 1777 amino acids. Gene Ontology annotation, cellular component: chromatin; nucleus. The transcript has 5 exons. The record is from RefSeq and is a predicted model, not a curated record. Gene Ontology annotation, biological process: DNA repair; mitotic sister chromatid cohesion. Gene Ontology annotation, molecular function: methyltransferase activity. NCBI's taxonomy places the organism in Eukaryota, Fungi, Ascomycota, Sordariomycetes, Ophiostomatales, Ophiostomataceae.
AUGGCUCCUGCUCGCCGACGCGCGGCGGCCAAGAACGGGGUGGCUGCCAAGGAGACCGAGGUACCAGCACCAGAAAGCACAACCAGGGCAUCACGCCAGGCUGCCGCAGGCCGAGGACAGAGAAGGACACAGAAGAGCGGCGGCCGUGGCCAGGCCGAGCCCGAGUCGGAGACCUUGGCAGAGCCAGAAGAACAGGCAGAGGAGGAAGAGGGAGAAGAGGGAGAAGAAGAAGCAGCAGACAGAGUAGAAGAGGAGGCAACCGCAGAAGCAACAACAGGCCAGGGCGACAGGCCUGUCGUGCUGAGCUUCAGCGAGCCUCUCUCAUGGCGGCCGGGGAAACCGAUCGCGACGGAGGAGCUGAUCCGUCGGCUCGAUGCUCUCAGCCGCGAGCUCUCGGAUCUCGACCAGGAGACGUUCGAUGCCGAGUCUCUGACCAAGGUGUCGAAGGAGCUGGCAAACCACAACCUCCUCAACCACAAGGACAAGGGCGUCAAGGCGUUUGCGGCGGCGUGUCUGGUAGACAUCCUGUGCCUCUGUGCACCGAACGCGCCCUUUACCCAGACACAGCUGCAGGACGUGUUUGGGCUCUUUAUAUACUCGAUCUUGCCGGCGUUGCAGGACCCGUCGAACACGUACGAUGCGCAACACAAGUACGUGCUGCACUCGCUGUCGGAGGUGCGCAGCAUCGUGCUGCUAAACGACCUCGACAACAGCGACGCGCUGCAGCUGCAGCUGUUUUCGUCGCUCUUCGACGCGGUGUCGGCGCCCAAGAAUGUGACGGGGGGCCGCCUUCCGACGGACGUGGAACACGACAUCAGCGACAUUCUGAUCUGUCUGAUCGAGGAGGGCUCCAGUGUGCCGCCCAAGGUGGUAGACGUGAUCAUGGCCCAGUUCCUGCGAGCGGCAGCACCAGGAGUUCUUCGCGAAAAGGGCGUGCCGGACAAGGAGGAGCUGGACCGGUACCAGUCAACGCUGCUGCUAAAGGAGGAGCCACCGGCAUACCAGAUCGCGAAGCUGAUCUGCCUGACGUGCGCGGACAAGAUGACGCGUUCGGUGGCGCAGUACUUUAGCGACGUGAUCAUCGACUUCUCGGGUGUGGGAGGCGGCAACGGCGGGCCUGGAGCCGGUGGCAACCGGGCAAACGGACACAAGGGCGGCAAGGAGUCGGACGAGGAGGCGGAGGAGGACGAGGGCUUGAAUGGGCCGUCGGACGCGGACCUGCGCGAGAUGCGCAAGGCCCAUCUGCUGCUGCGCGAGCUAUGGCGGGCAGCGCCGCAGGUGCUCAGCAACGUGGUGCCACAGCUGGAGGCGGAGCUGUCAGCCGACAAUGUGUACCUGCGCAAGCUGGCUUCGGAAACACUGGGCGACAUGAUCUCGGGGAUCGGGGCAGCGGGACCGCCGGCGCCGCCGACGUUGGACCCGGCGGCAUAUCCGGCCCCACGACUCUCGGACGAGCCGACAGCACGGGCAUCGGACAGCGUGCUGACGACGCCGACGUCGCCGCACUCGUUUGCGCAGACGCAUGCGCACAUCUACCAGAGCUUCAUCAACCGCAAGAACGACAAGUCGGGGCUGAUCCGCACGGCGUGGGUGACGGCGGCAGGCUAUAUCCUGUCGACGUCUGCAGGCGGGAUUGGGCUCAGCCGCGAGGAGGAGACAGCGCUGGUGCUGGGGCUGGGUGACAAGCUCAACGACAGCGACGAGAAGGUGCGGCUGGCGGCGGUGAAGGCGAUUGAGUGCUUUAGCUUCCGCGACGUGAUGACGAAGCUGGCGCCGCACGGCGGCGUGUCGAAAGAGGGUUCGGUGUUGGCGAACCUGGCCGAUCGCGGACGCGACCGCAAAUCGCAUGUGCGGGUGGAGGCUAUGGCGCUGUUGGGAAAGCUCUGGGCAGCGGCGACAGGCGAGCUGGCAGCGGGCGACGAGGCGGUCACGACGGCUCUGGGGGCGGUGCCGUCGCGCAUCUUCAACGCGAUCUACGCCAACGACCUGGAGCUCAACCUGCUGGUGGACCGGAUCGCGUACGAGUACCUGGUGCCGCUGUCGUAUCCGGCGGUCAAGAAGGCGGCCAAGGCAGCCAACGGGCGAUCACACCAGCAGAAGGCGGCAGUGUCAUCGGCGUCGGGCAGCGGCGUGGACGGAGACGCGCUGCGGGCGGAGCGGAUUCUUCUGCUGGUGCGGUCGCUGGACGCGGGGGCCAAACGGGCGUUUUUUGCGCUGCAGAGCCGACAGCCACAGUUCUCCCGCAUCGUGGACGGGUUCCUGAAGCAGUGCGAAGCCUACAACGGCGGCGUGGGGGAAGACGGACGCAAGGCCGGGCCUGGACUCGAGAAGAGCAUGCAGUACCUGGCGCAAUUCUUCCCGGACGGACCCAAGGUCAAGGCCGACCUGCAGAAGUUCGCCCGGCUCAACGACCGGCGCAGCUACCAGCUGAUCCGCUUUGUGACCGGGCCAGAGCACGACUUCACGACCAUGUACCGGGCGAUGAAGGAGCUGGUCAAGAAGCUGCAGGCGGUCGGGGCGGGCGGGGUGCUGGACACGCUGCUACCACUGCUGUACCGGUCGGGCUGCAUCAUGUUCAACCGCAGUCACCUGACGACGAUUCUGGAGUGUUCCAAGGGCGGACAGGCUGAGCUGGCAGCUACGGCUAACGAGAUGCUGAAGGAGGUGUCGCAGCGCAACCCGGGGCUGUUCAAGACGACGAUCGGCGAGCUGUGCAAGGAGCUGACCACACAGGCGCCGACGGAGACGCGCGAGAACGACCCAGUGGUGAUGGACUCGCUCAAGGCGUGUGCCUCGUACGCGGCCAAGUAUCCGCAGGAGGUGCCGCGGGAGCGCACGUUUGCGCAGGCGUGGAUCAGCUUUGCGCUGUACGGGCGGCCGGAAAAGGCGGCCAAGUAUGCGGUCAACAUCCUGCUGGCGACGCGGGACGAGACGAGCAUGGUCAGCGCGACGGAGCUGGCGCAGAAGGCGACGUGCGAUCUGGGCUUUGAUGGGCCGCGAUUCCUCAACAAGCUGGUGACGCUUAGUCAGCUGGCACGACUAGCGCCGGCCGUGAUUGCAGACACCGAAGACGACGUGCGCAAGCUGGUUAUGGACACGCUGCGCAACGUGCGGACAGCAGCAAGCGCGGGCGACCCAGCUUGGGCGAGUGAUGCAGAGCUGGACGAGGAGGGCCGGGCCAAGGUGUUGUGUCUGCGGUUCCUGGUGCAGCAGCUGCUGGGGACGGAGGAUGGUGAGGAGGCCAAGAAGGACGGACGCCACAUUCUGCGGCUGCUGAUCCGUUUUGUGGCCAAGGAUGGUGAGGCGUCGCGGACGGGCGAGACGCCAGCACACCAUCGAGCACGGCUCCGGCUGGCGGCUGCCCAGGCGGUCCUCAAGAUCUGUGCCAACCGGCAGUUUGACGAGCUGCUGUCGCCGGCCGACUUUAACGCGCUGGCGCUGACGACGCAGGACCCGGCGCCCGAGGUGCGGCACGGCUUCAUCGAGAAGCUGCAAAAGUACCUGGUGCUGGGCCGGCUGCGGCCGCGCUUCUACACCAUCGUCUUCCUGGCAGCCUUUGAGCCCAACGCUGAGUUCCGACACCAGGUCGAGACGUGGAUCCGGUCACGUGCUCGCCAUUUCCAACAAGCACGACAGGCCGUCAUGGAGGGCCUCGUGGCACGGCUGAUCUCGCUGCUGGCGCACCACCCCGACUUUACGACGGAGCCGGACGAGCAGGUCGACCACGCGCGCUACGUGCUGUUCUACCUCAGCAACGUGGCGACGGAGGCGAAUCUGGGCCUGAUCAACAAGUAUGCCGAGCGGGUCAAGCAGACGCUGGACGGCAUCGACGCUGGCUGCAGCGAGAAUUUGUACCUGCUGUCGGACCUGACGCAGGCGACGAUUCGUCGGUUCCAGCAGCGCAAGGGCUGGGUGCUGGAGCCGCACGCCGACAAGGUGGGCGUGCCGCAGGGGCUGUACGCGCCGCUGCCGUCGCACGAAGUGGCCCUGGAGAUUGCACGGAAGCAGUACGUGCCGGAGGGAGUAGAGGACCAGAUUGACGAUCUGUUGAAGGCGACGGAGCGAAAGAAGAAGCGCAAAUCUACCGACGAAUACCACCUACUGCACGACGCCACGCAGCAGGCGGCCAAGCGAGCCAAGACGUCACGGCCGUCGCAGCCACGGGUAGAGAGGACGACGACGGGGUCGGGGCCCAAGAAGAGCAGCACGAGUAGCAGCAGGACGCCGAGGCCGAAGAAGACAGCCAAGCCGACGACAACGCCGACUCGGACGAUUCCAGACUCGGAGCGGAGGCGUAGCGGCCGAUCCGGACGGGCACAGCAGUCGUACAUUGAGCGCGACUCGGACGAAGACGACGACGAGAUGCUGGACGGCGUGGCCGAGUGGGAGUAUCUUAGGGGGAGCGACGACGAGGACGACAGUCGGCGAGGCACAGAAGACGGGCGGCGAGGUCGUGGUGGCAAUCGAUCGCUGCCGUCGCGGUCGCGCCAGCCGUGUGAAGAAGCGAUGGCGCCCAAACCGGCGCACCUGGCGCCGUCCGAGCUGGGGACGAAGGAGUACUGGGAUUCGCUCUAUGCGACGGAGCUGGCCAACCACGCGGGCAACCCGGCGGACACGGGCACGGUGUGGUUUGACGACGUCGAUGCCGAGACGCGCAUGGUAUCGUAUCUGGGAGAUUUCCUGGAGGCAGACGCCGACGGCAGCAGCGACGGUUCCGCGUCGCGGCCGUCGCUGCGGGUCAUUGAUCUUGGCUGCGGCAACGGGUCUCUGCUGCGGGCUGUGCGCGACGAGCUGGCCGAGCGGACGAUCGUGGCCGGCGAGGUCUGUCUGCUGGGCGUGGACUACAGCGCAGCGAGCAUCGUGCUGGCGCGGCAGGUGACGGCCGACACCAAUGACACCGACGACACCGACGACACCGACGACACGAUGCGACCGGCCAUCGCUCUGGCCGAGUGGGACGUUCUGCGCGGCGACGCGGACGCGCUCGGUCUGCCGGCUGGUUCCUGGGAUGUCGUCCUGGACAAGGGCACGUUCGAUGCCGUCAGCCUCGGCCACGGACUCGCCGACGCGGACACCACCUCCACCCAAGACACGGAUACCGUCGAGUCGCUCUACCUCGGCCAGGUCCUUCGGCUGCUCCGUCCCGGCGGCCGCUUCCUCGUCACCAGCUGCAACUGGACCGAGGCCGAGCUCGACGCCUGGAUGACUGCCCCGGGCCCCGACCCUACCGCCGGCCGUCUCGCUCGCGUCGGCCGCAUCGCCUACCCGACCUUUCGCUUCGGCGGCGCCCAGGGCCAGGCCGUCUGCACGUCCUGCUUCCAGAAGCGGGUCUGA